AACUGGCUGAGUUUUCUGUGAGCCUUUAAAAGCACUGGGACAAGUGACCUAUCCAGCCAAGGUCCUUUCUUAAAUAUUGGUCCUUCCUCACCAAGGAGGAAGAAAAGAAUGUCUGGGGAGAGAGAGUGGUUGAAAAAAAUUCAGGAAGAAAAUGCACACCUGAAAAAUCAGAUCAGGCUGUUUAAAGAAAACUACGAAUUGCGCUUAUUGUUGGGCCAGCAGGGCAACCAUGUCCAGUCAUCAGCACCUCAGAGUCCUUCUGUGUAUCCUGAACACAGUUCAUUGUUAAAAGCUCAGAGUUUUGGAAGAGACCAUUUAAAUUACCCUCCACACAUCAUCUCCAAAGACACCGCAGUUCUGCCCAGUCCCAGUGCCCAGACAGAGGUGAAGCGGCUCCACAAUGACUCCCUCUUUUUUCAUCCCAGAAGUGGGGAUAAGAAAGCCACGUACUUGUCAAGCAUGUCGUGCUCAACCAUAGCAAGAAAACAUCUUGAAGAACCAGCAGAGCUUUCUGCACUCAAGAAGGCUUGGCUCACAGAUGGGGAUUUUCCUCGAGCUCACAACAAAGCUGGACGGAUGCUUGGUUCAAGUGACCUGCUAAAUCACUCACCAACAUGGCAAGAAGACCUAGCUUCCUCAAAAGCGACCAACAUAUCAAACAAAGAGGAUGGCCUCACACAGAGCUCAUUUCCUGAUGACCUCAAAAUAUGCAAAGGAGGUUCUUCCUCAAGGAUUUCUGAAAGGCAAUCCUAUCAUCUGUUCAGCAAUGCCCGGGACUCUAGCACAGAUAAAACACAGCCAGAAUCGCAAGAUUUGUCUAGGAAGAAGAAAGUUUCCUUUUCGGAUGGGCCUGACUCAGACAACUUAAGGAAGUUCCAUACAUUCUACUUAAAUGAUAUUGAAAUUGCUCAAAAUAGUAAGAAAAAUGGCCGUAUAGUGGGAGAGAUUGCCUUUCAGCUAGACAGGCGUAUCCUUGCACAUGUGUUUCCUGGCAUCACACGGCUCUAUGGAUUCACAGUGUCUAAUAUUCCUGAAAAGAUCAAACAGGUCUCCAUGAAAUCUUUAGAUGGCUCUGUGGAUGAGAAAAAAUAUCGAACCUUGACCCAGCGCUACCAAGACCUGACUUCCCGCCUGGAGAAGAUGGGCUAUCAGAUCGAUAUUCACCCGGUGUUUAGCGAAUUUCUCAUCAACACCUAUGGCAUCCUAAAGCAAAGGCCUGACCUGACCUCCAAUCCCCUGCACAACAACCCUGCGGACCUUAGGAAGGUGGUCAUUGACAUAGUUCCACCAAAAUUCCUUGGAGACACUUUGCUGCUGCUGAACUGUUUGUGUGAACUUUCUAAAGAAGACAACAAGGCCCUCUUUGCUUGGUAGUGCCCUUCUGUAACACUUGCUCUCAGAUGUCACAUAGAAGGGAUACACAGACACAACAUUUAUGUAAUAAAAGGAUAACUGCUGAAAAUGGGCACGGAAUAGUGUGUACGAUUUUGUGUUGGACUGUUUUUAGAUGAUCUGUUUAUUCUGCUUCAUUCAGUUUGGAUAACUUUAUUGUUUUCUAAAGUGAUAACUGUAUUUUUAUAUUUGAAUUGUUGCGAGCUGCUACAAGCUGCCUGGCUUGAUGGUGGUACUUAAUGGUGAAAUGUCAGUAUAAGUGAAAUAAAAUUAAAUAUAAUAAAAUAGUCCUCAUUUUACAAAUGUCA
This is a messenger RNA of Anolis carolinensis (green anole), 1700 nucleotides long. RefSeq names its product spermatogenesis and centriole associated 1 like (gene spatc1l). NCBI's taxonomy places the organism in Eukaryota, Metazoa, Chordata, Lepidosauria, Squamata, Anolidae. Bases 109 to 1374 code for a protein of 421 amino acids. Gene Ontology annotation, cellular component: centrosome. The record is from RefSeq and is a predicted model, not a curated record. The transcript is spliced from 5 exons.